Anarrhichthys ocellatus (wolf-eel) is the source of this 4100-nucleotide messenger RNA. Its product is annotated as tripartite motif-containing protein 16-like protein. Lineage: Eukaryota; Metazoa; Chordata; Actinopteri; Perciformes; Anarhichadidae. The transcript has 6 exons. The coding region runs from base 229 to 1893 and encodes 554 amino acids. The record is from RefSeq and is a predicted model, not a curated record. Gene Ontology annotation, molecular function: zinc ion binding; protein binding.
UAAAAUCAGUAAACAAGUCAUUAACUCUGACAGAAUGAAAGAGAGGAUGUCCCUUUCCUGGUUUGGUCAUAAUACACUUGUCAUUUCCUCCCCUAAUCUGAGUAAUCUUCUGUGUUUUAAGCUUUGUGUGGUUGGAUACAGAGAGAAGAGAAGAGUUAAACAGGGGAGGGGUGAAAAAUGAGAAUGCUUCAGCUGGCUCAGUACGAAAUACCUUAGGCGUGGUUUUAAAUGAUUUCCUUAUGCUCUCUGAGGGUCUUUAGAUCUCAGAAAAGGCAGGAAAAGGCAGCCGUAGUAACUUGGGACCGUCGAAAGCUCAACCAAAUCCAGUUUAAGGUGACUAGGGGAACGUUCUCAAACAUGGCUACUCUCAGCAGAAAUAAUGAGGAGAACUUGAAGGAGAGUCGGCACAACAUAAUAAAUGAGGAGCCGAGGGAUCCUGCCACCGAGACGUCCGACACACUGCUCCCACCAGAUGUGUUGUGUGACUCGUGCAUGGACAGCUCCAGCGAGGCCCUAAAAUCCUGUCUGACCUGUCGGGUUUCUUACUGCGAGGCUCAUCUCAGACCCCAUCUGGAGAACGUCAAAUUUCAAAACCAUCGUCUGGUGGAUCCCCUCCACGACGUCGACUGUCAGACGUGUGAGCUUCAUCAGCGUCCUCUCGAACGCUUCUGUCUGAUGGACGGCUGCUGUGUGUGUCUGGACUGUGAGAACCAGGAGCACGAAGGGCACACGACUGCGUCUGUCGGGGAGGCACGGACACAGAUUGAGACUGAGCUGCAGAAGAAACAAGAAGAGAUCAGUCAAAGUGCCUCAGCAGCUGAGAUAGCGAUUGGAAAGCUACAGAGUAACAAUGACCUAAUUAAGUCGUCUGUGCAAGAGGUUUGUGUUAUUGUUGAACAGCAGUUUGCCAGGCUGCAGACAACCAUGGAGGAGGCCAGAAAAGGGGUGGUGGAUGUGCUGGAGGGGGAGCAGAGAACGGCCCUCAGACAGGCAGAGGGCAUCCAGGCACAUCUGGAGCAGAGGAAAAGCGAGCUCAUGAAAACUGUGGCCCAAAUGAACAAACUGUCCAGGAGCAAGUCUGAUGUAGACUUCUUGCGGGAGUAUUCAGAGUGGAAGAAAGGCGUGGCAGACGUAUGCCGGCCUAGUCCGCACAUCAACCGCAUGGACCAUUUAACCUCUUACGUCCAGGUAGUGACUGAUUCUACCCAGGAGCUGUGUGGCCUGAUCCUCUCCUCCUACAACGAAAAACUGAAAUGUAUUUGUAAAAGUGGUACUAAGUCCCAGAUGCCAGAAUCUGAACCCUCACCCCUCACUGAUCCUGAGACGCGAGAGGACUUUUUGAAAUACACAAGGAGUUUGACCUUUGACACAGACACCACCCAUCAAUUCCUCCGCGUAACGGAGGACAACAGAAAGCUGACCAACACCAGCCCCUGGCAGCACAGCUACCCAGACCACCCGCGUCGCUUCGAACAUUGGCGUCAGGCAAUAACUUCAGACAGCCUUUACCUUGGGAGGCACUAUAUUGAAGCAGACCUGAUUGGGGAGGGUGCACAUAUAGGAGUCACGUACAGGAGCAUCGAUCGUAAAGGAGAGCAAAGCACCGGCUGCAUCACUGGAAACGACUUUUCCUGGUGCGUGGGAAGGAACAGCCGAGGUUGCUUUGCCUGGCAUGCUGGUGCGGAGACGCCCUUGGAUGUCACCGAUAUUACGAGACUUGGCUUGUAUGUCGACUUUCAUCGAGGCUCUGUGUCUUUUUAUGAUGCCACCGGUCCUAUGAGGCAGCUCCACAAGUACACGGCUGAUUUCAUAGAGCCCUUAUAUGUUACAGCCUGGCUGUCAAAAAAAGACAACGUGGCUUCUCUCGUUAAUGAGAAAUUAUGUAAGAAAUGAUCACCUGCCUUCACUGCAAGUUUGUGUUAUAAAUCUUUAUUGAGGUUACAUAACAAGGUAUAUAAAGUUAUGGUACAUUUGGAGGAUUUUUUCACAUACAUGUCAUUGAAGGUUAAAUUUACUACCUUCUCGUGUUAGGAAUUUACUGCAGUUUUAUUGCAACUAUAUUGCUCUUGAAUGUGACAUGAUUGAGGAAAAAAAGUACGUAAUCUGACAACAAUUCUUUUAUUUGUUGUACAAGUGCAUUUGCUGAAUUAUCAUAAAGCUAUAAUAGGAUUUAUUGUUUAUGAAGGGUCUGUAAAAUCAUCAAGUUAAUGCAAAAGUACUUUGGAAAGCAUUAACCUCCUUAAAGUCCACUGCAGUAAAAUUCAGGCAUUGAAAUCUGUUUCAUUCUCAUCAUAAAGUGGAUUUAUAAAGUGCACACCUGUCUGAGUCAUGGAGAUAGAAUGCUUUGUUUCAGCCGUAUACACGCCAGGAAUAUCAGGCAGCAUGUUGGGCCUGUCAAAAAUGGGAUUGUCAAAGCCGUGGUCAAUAGGCCCGCCAACGUCUCCAACAUCGGCGCUCUUCUUCAAGCUGCUCAGAGACGGCAGUGACGGCAGUGACAAUGGCAUUUGAACAACCCCUUUACGAACCAGCACCACCACGAUGAUGAUUGUAAUCAUAAUCAAAACUCCAAACACAACUCCAACCACCAUCCCAGCACUUCCUCCAGUCUGAUCACUGCUGCUCCCAGAGGAGGCUUGAAAUUCAGCCUCAGUGAUUCCCAGGUUUGAGCCAUGAGAAUGGGCAUCUUUCAGUAUGUCCCGGGCCAGACCCUCGGACUGCGAUCCCUUCUCUCCAUCCACAACAACCACCUGGAUCUCUGGCGAAGCACCAAAAGGGAUGACCCCCAUCAACCGCUGUGACUUUAAGACUUUAGACAUACCCAGCUGAAUGGAUUUGUAUUUUGGCAAGAUAAGAAAUAGGUGGUGGAUUCGAUCCCUGUAAGUUUGCAGGUUGAAACCAGCGGCAUAGUGAAUGGUGACGAUGGCGCCACAAACAUUACAGCAGUGUCCUACAGGGAGGAGAGGCUUCUUACAGCUCAGAGUGCCACAUGUUACAGUGUUACAUAUCCGCUGAUGGUUAACAGAAUUCCCACAGUCGCAGCCAGAAGGAUCCCCACACUCUUGGUUUCCAACAGUGACGCCAGUGGAUCCUUGAAACUGCAGCUGGCCUGAACGUGAGCCGAGAUACUGGGAGAACUCAGAUCUGCUGUCAAACUUCUUCCCCAGCACAGACACCGAUUUGACAGGAAUGCUAGACUGACUGGAGCUGGUGUCCACCCUGAAAGAGGAGCGGGCUUUAAAAACCACAUCAUCAUACUGGCAAGGGACACUCUCCUCGUGGACUGAGAACAAGAAGUUUCCACGCUGCAGGUCUUCCAGAGUUGCAGCUGCCUGCCACAGAGCUGGGUUGAACCACUGAAGAGACUCUGAAUCCCUGAACUGGGUCGUGACACCAGCUCCGCAGCCUGGAUCUUUUCCGCUCACAACAUAAAAUCCAGCUCCUGAAUUUAGGAUGAGCUCUCCAUCGUCUGGCAGCCUCAUCUCCUGCACAGCAUGCGUGGUCUCCACGAACACAGACACUUUUCUCUGGGCUGGAAACUGAACUAUGUCGUUGCCACAUGGAACAGCCCCUUUGUCCCAGUUGGUCUUAUUCUCAUAGUUGGUGUCAGGAAUCCACUGUUUUUGCAGGGCAUCCACUGCCCCGACAAGACAGAAGAAGAGAAGGAGCAUGUCCGGUGUUUUCAGCAUCCUGAACAUUUGUGAUGGACUGAGAGAACAUAAGGUGACCUUUGUUUCCAACCUUGUGACUAACACAUGAGUGCACACAGCUUUCCAGUAAAGUUGAUGAGCUCCGAACCACAUCGACCUGGACAAGCAGGUGACCUGUAAACGAUUUACAAAUCUGCAACAACAGAUUUUUUUUUUUUUUAGUUUGUCUAUUAUCAGAAUAUCCUGAACACUUAUGAAUACAUUUCUAUGCAUUUUCUAGAGUCCAGUGGUCCUCAUCAGGCAUCGACACCAAUUCUUCUUUUGCAGGGACAAGAUUUGCUGAAGGGAUAACUUCUGGACAGUCCUCGUAGCUCCUUUUGCCCCUCAGUUACUGGAGUCCGCCUGGAAACUUUGCUGAUAAACUAAUGACAAAAAUAAAAAAAAAAGUAUUAU